Molecule: messenger RNA, 3045 nt
Organism: Mytilinidion resinicola
Lineage: Eukaryota; Fungi; Ascomycota; Dothideomycetes; Mytilinidiales; Mytilinidiaceae
Product: SAE2-domain-containing protein
Exons: 2
Coding region: 1-2772 (923 amino acids)
Biological process (GO): double-strand break repair via homologous recombination; DNA double-strand break processing involved in repair via single-strand annealing
Cellular component (GO): site of double-strand break
Molecular function (GO): damaged DNA binding; single-stranded DNA binding; double-strand/single-strand DNA junction binding
Source: RefSeq, a predicted model, not a curated record
AUGGAGAAGCCGGCUGGGUGGUUCGAGAAUCACAAGAACGCGGUAUUGGCCGAGCAGGCACGCGUUCAUGAGGUGGCGUUCAACAACCUAGAGGCAGAAAUAGCGCGUCGGGAUGAAGAAAAGCAAAGCCUCAUAGAUCACAUUUCUGAACUUGUUAUCAAGAACGCCCAACUCCUUCAAGAAAACAACAGAUUGAAAGACCAGUUACCUAUUUUUCAACCUGAAGUAGUGCCCUCAAACGAAAAGAAUGGCUCUAGUAGUAAGACUCAGGAAGGCGCCAUAGCAGAAAAAGACAAGCCUGUUCCGUAUGAGGACUAUGCCAAUCUCACCUCAAGGCUAGAGGAGCUCCGGACGCGAAACGUUACCACUGAAGAGACGUUGGAAAGUGCCAUCGAUGAAAACGAACGUCUCAGAGAGAAGGUCAAACUUUGGGACCACAAAUUCCACAAGUUGAAAGACUCUUGUAAAGAAUGGCAAGCUUACGGAGCCAAAAUGAAGCGGAUGUACGCCGAAUUGAAAGCAAGCCCCAGUCAGAAGUCCAGCUUGCCCAUUUUAGCUCCCGCCAACGGAGCAACGGUGAUCUUAAACCCCUCAGUAACUACUUCACCCCCAACAGCUCCUUCGGACUGGACUAGCUCGCCAAUACCGCAUUUACCCUCGAAUGCAGAGGAUAGAUUGUGCCCUCUCGAUGAGCUUCCACAAGUCACUCUACUCAAAGAGGAAAGCCAGCAGCCGAACAUUCCGACGUUGCCACAUAGCACCGAUGACCGGCCAUCGGCUUCAAAGACGGAAACAAUCCAAAGCCCUCUAACAGUGCCUGAUGCAGCUCAAGCCAAUCUUGCCAAUACUUCCAAGGAUGGUAGCUCUGCUAAGCGAACCCAUGAGCUGCAUCAAUACAUCAGCGCACAUUGGAGAGAGGUCAAGGGCCGAGACCUUAAAGGUGCAAAGGAAAUCGUUCGGCGGAGUGACCCUGAGAUGGGAAGAAGGCUGGUCCUGGAUCGGCUACCCUUGGAGAGCCUGGAGGAGCUGUAUACGCAUGUAUGGGACGUUGUUAGAAGACGUACCUUGGACCUCCCGUUUAACACAUCGAGCGCCGGAGAGCACACCGAGUCUGAAAAGGAGUCAAUCCAGGACUCUUCGACAAUCUUUGAGGAAAUCCAGCACGGCGGUUCUUUAGAGACAAGCAAGGACCCUGGUAUCGGUAUCAUGGAUUUUGCAUUCGACACAUCGAGUGUUGCUGGACCGUUAGCACCCGAAAAGUUACCAUCGAGUCAAACCACCCAGGAUGAUGCAGCCACUGAAGAAGGAAUGGUUGUCAUCCAGCCGAUAGAUCAAGCCGAUGACGACGACCUGCCGGUUUUUGUAUCUGCAAAGUCUCUAAAGCGAAAGAGGCGGGGGCCAGAUACCGUGGAAGUCUUCAACGACAAUCAAAUUCGAAAGGGUGGAUCUGCCACACCAAUCCCCGUGAAGGAUGAACUGCACAGUAGUCCACUAGCUCUUCUACGCUCACCGAGGAGAUUAGAUCGAACCGAGACGCUUGACCUCGAUGAAUUGGGUUUCAGAAUCGCCACCCCCCGAAAACGGAUAUUGCACCCGCCCCUCAAUCCUGGUGCUACGAAGGGGUCCAUUCGAUUACUAGCCCUCCAGAAACUCCGCCAUGAACGAUCUACCAGCGAACCAGCUGUCAAAGAUGAGCCUCGUGGGGACUAUCAACCUUACGUCAGACUAUUUGAAACAACAGCAGCGCUGACAUAUCUAGACAAUGUAGAAACAACUGCAGAGGACCGGGCGAACAGCGCACCUGCUGAAUUUCAGCAAUUAGAGCCCGCAACCACAACAUCACGCGUCUUGAAUACGCUGGAUCCAAACACCAAGGUCCUCACUGAAAGCAGCGAGCAGGAGCCUCUUCGGAAGCGAAGGCGCAAAGCAAUUGAGCAAGCUGCUAGGAACACCCCAACUAGCAAACGCAAAGUUGCUGAUGAUGGAAGAGAGCGUCUUGGUGUUACUGAUCAACUAAGACGUUAUGUUGGGCGUGAUGGGACUCCGGCCAGACAGUCCGCGAUUCGCCCUCUUAUGCAGAAUCCAACACCACCUACGACUGGAAAGUCUCGCUCUACUCGCGAUAAAUUGGUAGCUCAAGCGACUCCAACUACCAGAUCCGCAUUGAGCCAUUUGUCGAAGUCACCCGCAUCUCGUCCAGGUUCUCGAGCAUCGAACAUUGCUCUUCGUUCUCGUCCAGUCGAGCAGCUUACCCUAGACCACUUUAAGCCAAAUCCAGCCUACAACCAAGGUCUCGACUAUGCCUUUGUCGAGACCGUUCGUGGACGGGAUGCUCGAAAAUGUCUGCCAGGCUGCACGAAUCCCGAAUGCUGUGGCUCAGCUUUCCGAGCCCUCGCAAUGGCUGCUCCAACCUUAGCGGCUCCGAGAGGCCUCUUCGACGUGGACGACGAAGCUGAUGACGAAACGCGUUUGCUGCAAGACUACAUGGGCGAUGCAUAUGAUGUGGCAAGGAUUAGCCGUAUGCCGACCGACGAAAAGGAAGAACUAUUACUCCAGGCACGGACUCGUCUGCUAGCAGACAGGCAUGGCAGACAUAAGCAGGCUUAUGAGCGAAGAUCGACGCCGCCAGGCUUUUGGAGAACUGAUUUUCCGACCACACAGGAGACAGAGAAGGAUAGGGAAGAGGCGAGGAAGCUUGAUAGGGCUAAGGUAGAAGAGCGAUGGAGGGAUGCGAUGAGAGAUGGCGGACGGUGGAUCUUUAGGGAUGAGUGAGUACUUUUUGCGGGCCGGAACCGGUCAGCUUUUCAUCUUGGGAACUGCUGCAUAGCGCACGGGAAUAAAGCAUGGGUUAGGGUUUCUGCUAUUAUGCUGCAUUUUCAGGAGCGCGCAUGGUGAGUGCGGGUCGCGUAGCGGGACUUAGGAUUAUGAGUGGGCUUCACAGUCAGGUUGACGUCGAUGUCAUGUCUGCAUUUUACGCAUAUUAUCUUUCAAAAUUGCAAGAUCCUUUCUCAACAGCCCCGUCUUCUUUUAAUGAAGAUUAUUGGG